Messenger RNA from Oncorhynchus masou masou (cherry salmon), 1737 nucleotides. Its product is annotated as forkhead box protein N3-like. Gene Ontology annotation, cellular component: nucleus. The record is from RefSeq and is a predicted model, not a curated record. NCBI's taxonomy places the organism in Eukaryota, Metazoa, Chordata, Actinopteri, Salmoniformes, Salmonidae. The transcript is spliced from 6 exons. Gene Ontology annotation, molecular function: cis-regulatory region sequence-specific DNA binding; DNA-binding transcription factor activity. The coding region runs from base 261 to 1727 and encodes 488 amino acids. Gene Ontology annotation, biological process: regulation of DNA-templated transcription.
GCAUUGGGGACGAGGAAGAGCUCAAAUAACCACCGGAGUCCUGGAAAUGCGCCGAUGAGGACUAUGAUUUAUGACCGCACUUGGUUCGCUUUCCCCGGGCUAUCUCUCUAUAAACCUCGGUGUUUAAUUAGGGCUGAGGAAUACAAUGGAAUAUUUUAAAGGAAUUAACGCAGGAGUGGUUGUUUCAAAUACGUCUUCUAUUUGUACCUCCUGAUUCAAAGGCUAGAUCGUCAGGAGUCUAGGUGGUGGUGGUGGUGUCCAUGGGACCCGUCAUGCCUCCCAGUAAGAAGCCUGAGGCGUCUGGCAUCAGCGUGGCCAGCGCCAGCCUCUCCCACCUCUACCAGGCCAGCUCGCUGCAGGAGGCAGAGGAACUCGACCUGGCCUUCCCCGCCCCCUUGGCCCUCCCCUUGGCACCCCUCACCGACGGAGCCGCCAAGCCUGAGAAAGGCACCUCCACCCCAGGUAUGGAGGACGAGGAGUUGACCAACCUCAACUGGCUCCAUGAGAGCAAGAACCUGCUCAACAGCUUUGGAGACCCUGUCCUGCGCAGCGUCAGCCCAGUGGGUGGCGAAGGGGGUGUGGCCGGUAACCGCGGCGAUGGGGACCACGACAACAUGCCGCCAUCGCCGAUAGCGGGCGGGGACCUGCCGUACGACGCCGAUCGGAACCCCAACUGUAAGCCUCCCUAUUCAUUCAGCUGCCUGAUCUUCAUGGCCAUUGAGGACGCUCCGUCCAAGAGGCUGCCGGUGAAGGAGAUAUACACCUGGAUCCUAGAACACUUCUCCUACUUUGCCAAUGCUCCCACAGGCUGGAAGAACUCUGUCAGGCACAACCUGUCCCUCAAUAAGUGCUUCAAGAAGGUUGACAAGGACAGGAGCCAGAGCAUUGGGAAGGGGUCCUUAUGGUGUAUAGAUCCUGAGUACAGGCAGAAUUUGAUUCAGGCUUUGAAAAAGACACCUUACCACCCUCACGCCCAGGUCUUCUCAACGCCACCCACCUCUCCUCAGGCAUAUCAGAGCAUGUCCAGUCCUCCCCUAUGGCCAGGGAGUCCCUUCUUCAGAAGACAUGGAGGAGUCCUCCUACAAGUCCCCCAGGGAGUGAUCCAGAACGGAGCCAGAAUGAUGAGUCAUGGGCUGUACCCGGGAAUACGACCACUACCCAUCAAUCCCAUAGGGAUCAGAACAGCUGCUGACAGGUCAGUGCUGUCCGGAGGCUGUCGGAAGCGUAGCGACAGUAAUCCCCCCUGUGACUCCACAUUGGUCAGCAGCGAUCCCAAGGAAGACCACACCUACAGCACCAACCAUUCGGAUGACGGCAGCGACUACACCAGCGACUCCAGUCUCCGCCCCAUUGCCCGUGACGUCGCCAAUGAUUCAGACUUUGACUACGGGGACGUCGAAGACGACAAGAGCAAGAUCCAGCUGGAGAUCAAGAAGGAGGAGCAGCGCGAUUGGCCUAUAGACACGUUAGACUCCACCCCUUCCAGCCAGCAGCACAACAAGAAGCGGCAUCACUUCCUGAAAGCCAAGCAGCGGAUGGGCGUGGCUAGCGACACCCUCCCGCUAAAAAAACGGCGCGCAGAAAAGCCGCCAGAGAGUGAUGACGAGGAGAUGAAGGAGGCUGCGGGUUCGCUGCUCCACUUGGCUGGCGUCCGGGCCUGCUUGAACAAUAUCACCAACAGAACAGCCAAGGGCCAGAAAGAACUGAAAGAAACCACAAAAAACUGACCACAGAAAG